AGAGAGGAACAAUGAGAGAGACAGACACAGAGUGAGAGAGACAAGACCAAACAUGAACAUGAACAUGAACAUGGACCUUAACCCCAUCGAGCAUCUUCCCCUUCGUCUCCACAGAUCCGAGGUGGUCACACCCGCCCCAACAUUUUCUGAAUCCACCGUCGAUUUUCUACCUGACUUUUGCGGCUACUCAUGGAUCGCUUAUGGAGCUUCUUCCGUUCUCGUCAUCACUCACUUCCCUUCUCCUCUCUCCACCAAUCAAACCCGCAUCGGUCCCAUUUUCCGUCAAGUCUUCGAGCUCUCCGCCGAUCGCUCCUCCCCCGUCGCCGCCGUCUCUUGGUCUCCCCACACCCCUUCUUCCGGUGACCUCGCCGCUGCUGCCGAAAAUUGCAUCUGGGUUUUCCACCAUGAUUCUGCAACGUCUAAUGGUUCUUUUUGUUGGAGCCAGAAUGCAGUGCUUGUACAACAUACAAAAGUGGGGACCAUCAGAUGGACAGGAUCAGGGGAUGGAAUAAUUUCUGGUGGAAUGGAGGUAAUUUUCUGGAAAAAGAGUAACAGGUGUUGGGAAAUUGCUUGGAAGUUCAAAGCUGAUCAACCCCAAACUCUUGUUUGUGCAACCUGGUCUAUUGAGGGCCCUUCAGCAACUGCAGCACAUCCUAAUAAAGAACAUAUGGAAGGGCCCUUAAUCAAUGAGGUAAGCAAAUGUGUGUUAGUAUUUCAAAGCAAUGGACUAUCUGAAUAUUCAAAAGUCAAAUUGCACCAUCCUCUACCUGUCAUAAUGAUUCAAUGGAGACCAUCAAGAGGAAAGCUAUCAAACAGACAUGGUAGGCAUUCAGUAAGGCAUGUAUUACUGACAUGCUGCUUAGAUGGAACUGCAAGGUUAUGGAGUGAGAUUGAUAAUGGAAAGGCCAAGAGGGCUGGGAAGGACAUCAUUGAUCAGAAGAACUUGGGGCGCUCUUUUUGUGUUGUUGCUGUUAUUGAGAUUAAUCAGGCCUUAAAUGGAACUCUCGGAUCAGAUAUAUUUGUAACAUGGGGAACAGAAAUUGAGGGAAUAUUUAGAAUUGGUGAAGGAGCCAAACAAGUUUUUUCCAAAGAAGAAUUUGGGCACGAUGUUAGAAAAUGCGAUUGGUUAGUUGGUUUUGGUCCUGGAAUGUUGCUUAGCUUUUGGGCUGUCCACUGUCUUGAUGAUGUCUCCCCACUGAGAUUUCCCCGAGUUACGUUAUGGAUAAGACAUGAAAUCCAGGGUGACGACAUAGGAAACGUUUAUAAGUGUGACUCAUCUGAUUUCAAAAACGCAUUACUUCUGCACAAAGUCAUUAUAUUGAGAAACUGCUUGUCUGGCCCUCCGAUCUUAUGCUCUCCACUUCAGUUAUUACAUUGUAACUCCUUAGUUUGGUCAUUUUUCCCUGUUCAAACAGUACAUGAUGCUGAGGAGAACUCCCUUGAUAAUAACACAGAUAACAUCUCCUCCCAUUUGACUGGUGGAGUUUUAAACUUAGAUGGUCACAGCGGGAAAAUUUUAAAGGUUUCAAUUCAUCCUUAUAUAUGCAAAGUUCAAUUUGCUGCUUCUCUGGAUUCUAAUGGGCUGCUUCUUUUUUGGUCACUUUCGAACAUUUCAAACUGCAUUUUGGGAUGUCCAACUUUAGUUCCUACUUGGGAACUAUGCGGAAAGCUUGCAACUCAAGACUCAUGCUCCAUAUAUACAAGCUUGAGGUGGGCACCUUCAAUACUUGAUGACAAACUGGUUUUUUUUAUGGGACAUGCCAGGGGGAUUGAUUGCUUCAUAGUCAAUAUUCGUCGAACUGAAGAAGAAAACAUAGAAUGUCACUAUGUAUGCACUAUUCCUUUCAGUGGUCAUGGUCCUUAUGAGGAUGGCCCAUCUGAUAUCUUUGCAAUUCCUUUGAACUCUACUUGUAAUAAAACAUUUCGUAAUAGUAAACUUAUGCUAUUGGCAAUUUGGAUGGGGAGAUUUCAGGCCCUGUCAUGGGAAGUUAACUUGCACUCAUUUGACAUGUCAACAAGCUGUUGUGAUUGCGAUUUUGAUGCCAAAAGCCUAGAGGACUGCGGUGUUUGGGCAUUUGAAAGUACAUUUGCUAGUAAAAGAUAUUGCGUUACUGUAAAUCCAUGUUCAUCUGAGUUUCCAAGUUCCAAUGAUGUAGUUACUAGUUUUGCGGUGGCUGAUCCAGGAACUUUGAGCCAUAGACAACAAGAGUUUGGCUUUACAAAUGAUCUUUGUAGUAGUUAUCCUACAUAUAUCAUGGCCACAGGUUGCUCUGAUGGCAGCUUGAAACUUUGGAGAAGCAACCCAGGCAACCCAUUGACCCUACACUUGCCAUGGGAGCUUGUGGGUAUGUUUGUUGCACAUAACGGUCCCGUCAAGGGUAUAUGUUUCACUGAUUGUGGUCAGAAGAUUGCUACGUUCUGCAACAUAAGCAAUUCAAAUGCUGUCAAUACCAUCCAUAUAUGGGAUGCUGUAAAUUUGAUCAGUGCAGGGACUUUUAUUUUGGAAGAUAAACUAACGCCUGAAAGUGAUGUUAUUACUCUAAAUUGGUUAACUUUAGGGACUGGUGAAUUAUUGCUUGGAGUUUGUUUGCAAAAUGAAUUGCAAGUAUAUGCUCCGAGGCGUUAUGAUGGUCUGACUUUGUCAAACUCUGUAAAUUUUUCAAAAAUAAAUAUAUGGGUUCGCAUUGCAUUUGCUCACACUUCCCUUCCAAUUUAUGAUUUCUUAUGGGCACCCAGAGCUGCUGCAGUGGUAAUUCAUGGAAAUUACUUCAGUAUAUAUAGUCAUUGGUUGUUCCACAGGGAUGAAAAGCAAAUGAAUAAUUAUCGUUCUUGUGAUUCAAAGCCAAAUGCCUAUAAUUGCAAUGUAGCUGUAAUAAUUAGUGGAUCUUUACCUACUUAUCACCCUGAUGUACUCCUUACUAAUAUAAGUUCAGGCAACUGGAAACGUGCUUAUAUAGCUGUGAGGCAUCUUGUUGAAUGCCUGACUUCUGAUUACGAAUCUAAAAAGAGACACUUCUCCAAAAAGACGGGUCUUCCAAAUAUCAUAUUGUCAUAUUAUAUAGAAGGCCAUAUAUCAAAAGGUUCCGAAGAUAAGGGGUUCCCAUGGAGUGGGGAUGCUGCUUCAAUCACAUCAGUUUCACAGGCUCAAAGUAGCUUGAUCCAGUUUCCGUAUCAUUCAGGUUCCAGUGCUGAAAAUAAAAGCAUUUCCACCUCAACCAGAUCUGAGCUUAAUGUCUUUAUUGAAUCUCUUGAGAAUUUGCCUGAUUUACCACUAUUGAUCAACAUAGAGAAGACACAGAUUCUUGCAAUCAUUGAUCUGCUCAGUGAAGUUAGUAAUCCACACUCAUCUUCUGCAUAUCAAAGUCUUGAUGAACCUGGUCGAAGGUUUUGGGUUGCACUGAGGUUUCAGCAACUACUUUUUCACCGAAAGUUUGCUAGAGCUGCAUCUUUGGAAGAGUUGCUUGUUAACUCAAGGUUGUUUGUAUGGGCUUACCACUCCGAUUGCCUAGAAAAUUUAUUUGGUUCUGUCAUACCCAAUGAACCGUCAUGGCAAGAAAUGCGUGCUUUGGGUAUGGGCUUUUGGUAUGCUAGUAUACCUCAAUUGCGUUCAAGGAUGGAGAAAUUGGCAAGAGCACAAUAUUUGAAGAACAAAAAUCCGAAGGAUUGUGCAUUGUUGUAUAUCGCACUGAAUAGAAUUCAAGUUUUGGCUGGCCUUUUCAAAAUCAGUAAGGAUGAAAAGGACAAGCCUUUAGUUGGUUUUCUUUCACGCAAUUUUCAGGAUGAGAAAAAUAAAGCUGCUGCUUUAAAAAAUGCUUAUGUCUUAUUGGGAAAGCAUCAGCUGGAAUUAGCAAUUGCUUUCUUUUUGCUUGGAGGUGAUCAUUCUUCUGCUAUUAAUAUUUGUGCUAAGAACCUUGGGGAUGAACAGCUUGCACUAGUUAUUUGUCGUCUUGUGGAGGGCCAUGGCGGACCAUUGGAGCAUCACCUUAUUACGAAGUACAUACUUCCUUCUGCGAUUGAUAAAGGAGACUACUGGCUUGCAAGCCUUCUGGAGUGGGAAAUGGGUAAUUACUAUCAAUCUUUUGAUAGAAUGCUAGAAUUUUCAGUGGAUCCUGUGGCUCGGCAGUCCACCUUCAUGUCCAAUUGCAGUCCUUUUCUGGACCCGACUGUUGGUUUUUAUUGCCAAAUGCUAGCAACAAAAAAUAGCAUGCGGAAUGCUGUAGGGGAGCAAAAUUCUGCUAUCCUUUUAAGGUGGGCAACUUUGAUGACAGUUACUUCCUUAAAAAGAUGCGGUAAUCCUCUUGAGGCAUUGGAGCAUUUCUCAUCUUCACCGAGCAUGCUUGGGACUGCAGAUCAAGGGAGUGAAUUAGGUGACAGACAUGAUGUGCUGUCCACCGCUUUAAAGCCUUCGCCAAGAAAAUCCUCUAACUGGUUAUCUGCUGAUGUGUCUGUGCAUUUGGAAUUCCAAAUUAAAUUGAAUUUGGCACUUCACUACUUAUCGAAAUUGAUAAGAGAGCAUCCAAGUUGGCCUGACACUUUUGCUGAAUCUAAUGAGGAAGCUUCUUAUUUUGAUGAGUACAUGAUGCAAUAUGAGGAAUCAGUUGAGAGUUUUAAACAAAAGUUAUACACAGGGCUUUCUCUAUUUGAACAGAGAUUUUCAUUGGCUCCGCCCUGUCUAAUCAGUAUGAUUUUGCUCUUACUCUGCCGUCAUGGAUUAUUGUACAUUGGAUGUGAUAUGACACAUGGAUGUACUCCUGGAGAGAUAUCUCUAAAGAGUGAUAUAUUUGAUGCUUCCAAUUUAUGUCACUCUCAGUUUAAACCCCUCUUCCAGACUGCAGAAGAAAUCUCCUUUUUGUAUUCAAGAUUUUUUACUGCCUGCAGCAUGGAACAUUCUCCACAAAGUUCAACUUUUCUUGAGAAAGGUGCAUCUACUGAGAGUAGAUCUAAGUUUUUGGAUGCUACACAGGGUCAUUUUGAAGGUCUUCUGAUUUCAUUGCGGUAUUUAAGAGCCAUUUUGAGGAUCCAGUUGAGUUCUGUUAGCAAAGAUGUUAUCAAAGAACAUGUUGAUAUCCUUGAUUUAUUUGAGUACUAUUUACAUUUUUCAUUAGCUUGGCUUCAAAGAAACUCAGAAGCUCUUUUAUAUAUGGUGGAACCUUUCUUGAUUGCUCAUGCUAAUGGUUGUAAUCCUUAUGAGGUUGAUAUGGUGAAUCUGAAGAAGCUUAUCCCAAAAAUUGCAGAGUUGUUGGCUCAAAAAUCUUUGGUAACUAACAUCCAAAACCUCCAAGUAUCCAAAUGUGCAGAAGAUAAACAAGUUGCAGAUAUAAAGCAUUCAAUUCCUGAUGAUGAAAGAUGGAAGAUUCUAGGGACCUGCUUGUGGCAACAUAUGUCUAGAUUCAUGAUAUCUAAUUUGAAUUCGGUUCUUGCUAAACUUGAAGAUGGUGAUUUGUCCAGUUCUUUCAAUAGAAAAUAUGCUUAUAGGGAGUCUACUCUUCUAUGUAUGGAUUCUGAUAACGUCAGCUUGCCAGAGCAGAUUCGAUUAGUCUUGUUUAGCUUAUGUGAUUUACUGAUGACAACAGUUACUCACAUUUCUUCUUAUCAUGUUAAACAACUUGCGGAAUUUCUGUGGCAGAAAUUGGAGAAUGAUUUGAAUGUAAUGACUCUUGAAUGGUUAAAACAACCAAGUCAAUCAGAAUCCAAUCAGAACAAAAACCUAGAAGUUUUGGAACUGGUGAACAGGAAAGAUAACUAUUCAGUUCAUCAGUUAUUAUGGGAUCGCUGUGCUGAUCUAAAAUUGAUAUCUGACUGCUUUGCACAGGAAAAACUCAAUUGGUCAGAUGAUUUGGAUCAUAUACCUACUAAAGGAUGGAAUGAUCUGUAUAUAAUUAUGACAGGACUGCAUAAAACUGAUGGUACCCAUGAUAAUAAAAGUAAACUUAGCCCUAGAACUUCUAAUCUUGAAGUUGGAUCUCCUGUUCAAGGAAUGUUUCUAAAUGGCCAUGCUUCUACAAGAUCCAACCAGAAAGAUAUAACGAGUACACAUGUUGCAGUUUUCCAUAGUCCCAGAGAGAUGUACAAGAGAAAUGGAGAACUUUUGGAGGCACUGUGCAUAAACUCUACAAAUCAACAGGAAGCUGCAGUUGCUACCAACCGGAAGGGCAUAGUAUUCUUUGAUCUGGAAGAUGGAAGUCCUUUUAGUGGUAAAUCAGACCUUUUGUGGGCCAAGGCUGAUUGGCCACAAAAUGGGUGGGCAGGUUCUGAAUCCACUCCUGCUCCGACGUGCGUUUCUCCCGGUGUUGGCCUUGGGAGCAAGAAAGGGGCACACCUUGGGCUGGGUGGAGCAACUGUUGGUGUGGGUUCUUCGGCUUGGCCCAGCAGAGACUUGACAGGUGGUGGAGCAUUAGGAAUUUUAGGUUAUGCUGGUACUGAUGCCUCUGAAUUAGGUUGGGAAAUUCAACAAGACUUUGAAGAUUUUGUUGAUCCACCUGCCACUUUGGAGAAUGUAACUACUAGGGCUUUGUCUAGUCAUCCAAUGAGGCCUUUCUUCUUGGUUGGUUCAGGCAAUACACACAUUUACUUGUGGGAGUUCAAUAAAGACAAAGCUACUGCUACAUAUGGAGUGCUGCCUGCUGCCAAUGUCCCUCCACCUUAUGCUCUUGCAUCAGUUUCAUCUGUACAGUUUGACCACUUUGGACACCGGUUUGCCAGUGCUGCAUUAGAUGGAACUGUCUGCACGUGGCAGCUGGAGGUAGGAGGAAGGAGCAAUGUUCGUCCAACAGAAUCAUCCCUCUGCUUUAAUGGUCAUGCAUCGGAUGUCACAUACUUUUCUUCAAGUGGAUCAAUAAUAGCUGUGGCUGGAUAUAGCUCUAAUGGUGUUAAUGUGGUCAUAUGGGAUACUUUAGCUCCGCCUACAACUUCUCGAGCUUCCAUUUUAUGUCAUGAAGGUGGAGCUCGUUCUCUUUCUGUAUUUGAUAAUCAUGUAGGAAGUGGUUCUGUUUCCCCCCUUAUUGUGACUGGUGGUAAAGGCGGUGAUGUUGGACUUCAUGACUUCCGUUUUAUAGCUACUGGAAAGGCUAAGCGGCACAGGCGUAAUGAUAACGUUGUGCAAAGCUCUAUCACAUCUUUGACUUAUGACAAGGACCAGAAUGUAGAUGGAAUGCUUUGGUAUAUUCCAAAGGCUCACUCAGGGAGUGUCACAAAAGUAGUUACCAUCCCAAAUACCAGCUUGUUUUUGACUGGAAGCACAGAUGGAGGUGUCAAACUCUGGGAUGCCCAAAGCACAAAGUUAAUACAUCACUGGUCAAAGAUACAUGAAAAGCACACCUUUCUGCAGCCAAGCUCUCGGGGAUUCGGUGGUGUUGUUCGGGCUGCUGUUACAGACAUACAAGUUGUUUCCAAUGGUUUUUUCACAUGCGGUGGGGAUGGAACUGUAAAGCUGGUAAGGCUGAACAGUCACCUGCAUGGCUGAGGUAAGGUGUUGAACUCUACUAUGCGGCAAAUGAUUCAUGAAAGGUGUCAUCAAUGAGUGGUCAUUAUCAUUUUCUGGAUUACUAACUCCAACAAUUUGCAUAAGAAAUGUGCACAUGGCUAGCCAGUAGCCACCAUCUAUUAUGAAAAGGAUACUUCAUUGGUAUGUUCAGAAAUCCAAAGGGUCUGCUUAACUUCAUCUGGGACACGAAAUAGUCCUUAAACUUGGGGCAAGCAAUCCAUCCAGGAACAUGAACAUCUCAUGCUAGUGAACCAAAUUGCUUCUUUGAACACAAUGCAUGGGGUUCAUUUUGAUUCCAGUCAUUCUUUCUGCAUAGAAAUAAACUUAGUCAGUGGCCGGCAUAGAAUUCUCUAAGUUAUUAAUACAUCGAGCCUGGCAAAAUAUCUGAGAAAAAUAAGUUUUGUUUUUGGUGUAUAUUACUCGUGUCUAUUAGGUCCCCUAAUUAGCUUUGUUUUGUGUAUAUAUUGAGGAGUGGAACUAGAAGAAAAUUAUAAUAUGAUUCAUUACUUUUGG
This is a messenger RNA of Gastrolobium bilobum, 7996 nucleotides long. RefSeq lists its product as uncharacterized. The transcript has 17 exons. Gene Ontology annotation, molecular function: protein binding. The record is from RefSeq and is a predicted model, not a curated record. Bases 53 to 7462 code for a protein of 2469 amino acids. NCBI's taxonomy places the organism in Eukaryota, Viridiplantae, Streptophyta, Magnoliopsida, Fabales, Fabaceae. Gene Ontology annotation, cellular component: RAVE complex. Gene Ontology annotation, biological process: vacuolar acidification.